GUGAAGAAUCCAGAUGGCGCUAACGGUGUAUUCACAACCGGCAAAACUAUCGUUUUACUUGUGUUGCUGACAUUCCCUCAUUAUUUAACCACAAUACAAUAGUCUCUCGCAAGACGAAAUUGUUAAUUUUCAGUUACAAUUAAUUUGCCAAAGAUUCAACCCACAGUGCCGGUAACCAAGGGUGAUUACCAGACAUCCGUUAAAAAUGCGUUGCGUUUCAAUAUCUCACGAACUAAAAGUUUCGCAAUGGCCCGAUGAAAAGGAGCUAUAUUAUUAUAAACCUCGCAAUUCGGAUAACAUGCCUCUCAAUACGGUGUCUUGGGGUAAAAAUGGAGCAUGGCUUUUGCUUUGUCAGAGCUAUGGUUUCGCGGAGAUAGUUUCGCUUGCAGAUGAGGCAAAACUUUUGAAUUCAAUCCAGAACGUGAAGAAUGUUACUUGUGCCGCCUUCCAGAAUACCGUUAAUCGGCGUGUUGCACUAGGCACAUCUUCAGGGCAGCUUGUGAUUUAUGAUUUGAAAGCCAAAUGUAUCAAGCAACAAUGCCCAAAUCAACAAACGCCAUAUUUUAAAGUUCAAUUCUCGAUCAAAGAUUCACAUGUGAUUGGGGCAAACAAAGAAAAGGUUUAUGUUUACAAGACCAACAGUGGUAAUCAGAUUGCUGCCCUAUCUGUGCCUAACUCUCAAACAGUGACAAACUUCCGAUGCCAUCCACUUAAGUCAAAUAUAUUAGGCUUAUGCAGUGAAAAGGGCGUGGUUGCCGUGUGGGACUACAAUGUGGAUAAACCUUCUGCUUGCUAUGAAGCGCACAAAUCUAUAGUAUCUGAUGUUUUGAUAAAAAACGAAACAGUCUUAUCAAUUGGAGCUGAUAGGCGCCUUUCGAUUUUUGACUAUCGGGGGAAAAAAAUUAAUCAUGAAAAAACAUUCACACAAUCACCAACGGCUUUUGAUUUGCACACUGAUGGAUUAAGUCUCGCAGUGGGGUUCACUGAUGGACAGGUCUUGGGUUUUGAUUUACGCUCGCUGAAACAAACAACUCAGGUCCUGGCAAAACACACAAGCCGUAUUAAUCAAGUUUCCUUUGAUAACUUCUCACAGAAAGUAUCUACUUCUAACAUAUCUGUAGAAACCACCACAGAAUCCCUUCAAAACCAAUCGGAACAAGUCGAUUCCUUCAGCGGCAUCUACUGCAAUGUUCCAGUGCCAACCAGUGAUUCGAUUAAUGCAAACUGCACAAAGCCUCGUCAAAGCCUUCCGAAUGCUAAAAACAUAAGCGAUUCUUUUAUAAAUGCCAUGUCUUUGAACUCACCCAGUAGAAAAAUGGAAGAUUCUAUCUCAAAUAUGACUACAACAAAAUCUAACAGACGUGUUCAGGAUUCAAAAACAAAUUUAUUGUCGCCUAAGGUAGAAGAAAAGGACGAAAAAGAACAGAAGUCUGACGUAGAGCAAGUAGCUACUGAUGCCGAGAUCAACGUAGAAAAACCCAGCCCGAAUGCAUAUUUACCAACGAUAGCGCCCACGCAUCACAGACAAUCUACCGAGUUCUGGAAGGCACAGUCUACACCAAUUAAUUCUAACAGUGCGAAUAUAAUGCAAUCACCUAUUUAUCCACUUAAUGGAGGAUCUGCAAAUUUACCAGCCACAAUGAACAAUGCAGAAAUUCGUAUGAUAAUGAAAGAAGUUGUAAGAGAAGAAAUAGGAGAGUUGCGUGAAGAGAUAAAGAAUCAAACGUUUGAGAUUAUGUGCAGCAUUAGACAACACACUUUAGGACUCCAAUGGACACUGAACAAGAUGGCGGUGGAUCUAGAGACUAGCAUCGAACAAUUACGUCGUGAGAUCCUUCAAUUGAGGGAGCAGUUCUAAACUGCAAACAUUAGCUUUAUGUACUGCCAUAAUCGUUAUUUUUGUACGUGUAAUCUAUUUUUCUAACGUAAUAAACAUUUGAUAAUA
Molecule: messenger RNA, 1945 nt
Organism: Dalotia coriaria
Lineage: Eukaryota; Metazoa; Arthropoda; Insecta; Coleoptera; Staphylinidae
Product: protein NEDD1-like
Exons: 2
Coding region: 206-1858 (550 amino acids)
Biological process (GO): mitotic cell cycle; microtubule nucleation
Cellular component (GO): spindle pole; ciliary basal body; pericentriolar material
Molecular function (GO): gamma-tubulin binding
Source: RefSeq, a predicted model, not a curated record